This is a messenger RNA of Hipposideros armiger (great roundleaf bat), 3745 nucleotides long. RefSeq names its product phospholipase D family member 5 (gene PLD5). The record is from RefSeq and is a predicted model, not a curated record. Gene Ontology annotation, molecular function: catalytic activity. Bases 334 to 1758 code for a protein of 474 amino acids. The transcript is spliced from 10 exons. NCBI's taxonomy places the organism in Eukaryota, Metazoa, Chordata, Mammalia, Chiroptera, Hipposideridae.
GCUUACAAGGGAAACAGGGAGAGAGAGGUCAUUGAAUGUAGCAGUCCUCGGUAUUUAUUUACUAAAAUGCUGAAUGAGGGGCCCACCUUUGUAAGAGGACAUUCUAAGGGAAAUUCUGAGAUUGUGAGCUGUAGCUCUUUCUCUUCCCGCUCGGUUUGGCUGAUUUCCAAAGCAUCCAGGCCAGCAAUUGAGGGACUGAAAUAUAAUCAGUGGCGAUACAUUUGCACCACAUGAAACAUUCUCUGUCGCCAAAGGCUCCAGUGGCAUUGGGAACAGCAUACCAGCAACAGCUCCUGGCUGCCCGGCUCUGCAGGGAGGGGCUGUUGGAUCACAAUGUCCCAGCAGAAGUGCAUUGUAAUCUUCGCCCUGGUCUGCUGCUUUGCCAUUCUCGUUGCGUUGAUAUUUUCGGCUGUGGACAUCAUGGGAGAGGAUGAGGAUGGACUCUCAGAAAAAAAUUGCCAAAAUAAAUGUCGCAUUGCCCUGGUGGAAAAUAUCCCUGAAGGCCUUAACUAUUCAGAAAAUGCACCAUUUCACUUAUCGCUUUUCCAAGGCUGGAUGAAUUUACUCAACAUGGCCAAAAAGUCUGUUGACAUAGUGUCUUCCCACUGGGAUCUCAACCACAGUCAUCCGUCAGCAUGUCAGGGUCAACGUCUUUUCGAAAAGUUACUCCAACUGACUUCGCAAAAUAUUGAAAUCAAGCUAGUGAGUGAUGUAACAGCUGAUUCAAAGGUAUUAGAAGCCUUGAAAUUAAAGGGAGCUGAGGUGACCUACAUGAACAUGACCGCCUACAACAAGGGCCGGUUGCAGUCCUCGUUCUGGAUUGUGGACAAACAGCACGUGUACAUCGGCAGUGCCAGUUUGGACUGGCGAUCCCUGGGACAGAUGAAAGAACUCGGGGUCAUCUUCUACAACUGCAGCUGCCUGGUCUUAGAUUUGCAAAGGAUAUUCGCUUUAUAUAGCUCUUUGAAAUUCAAGAGCCGAGUCCCUCAGACCUGGUCCAAGAGGCUGUAUGGCGUCUAUGACAAUGAAAAGAAAUUGCAACUUCAGUUGAAUGAAACCAAGUCUCAAGCAUUUGUGUCGAAUUCCCCCAAACUCUUUUGCCCUAAAAACAGAAGCUUUGACAUCGAUGCCAUCUACAGCGUGAUCGACGACGCCAAGCAGUAUGUGUAUAUCGCGGUCAUGGACUACCUGCCCAUCUCCAGCACAAGCACCAAAAGGACUUACUGGCCGGACUUGGAUGGGAAAAUCAGAGAAGCGCUAGUUUUGCGAAAUGUUAAAGUUCGACUCCUUAUAAGCUUCUGGAAGGAAACUGAUCCCCUUACCUUUAACUUUAUUUCGUCUCUUAAAGCUAUUUGCACUGAAAUAGCCAACUGCAGUUUGAAAGUUAAAUUUUUUGAUCUGGAAAGAGAGAAUGCCUGUACUACAAAAGAGCAGAAGAAUCACACCUUUCCUAGAUUAAACCGUAACAAGUACAUGGUGACAGAUGGUGCAGCUUAUAUUGGAAAUUUUGACUGGGUAGGGAAUGAUUUUACCCAGAACGCGGGCACAGGCCUUGUUAUCAACCAAGCAGAUGUGAGGAACAACACGAGCAUCAUUAAGCAACUUAAAGAUGUAUUCGAGAGGGACUGGUACUCACCCUACGCCAGAAGCUUACAGCCAACUAAACAGCCGAACUGCUCCAGCCUGUUCAAACUCAAACGCCCCUCCAACAAAACUGCCACAAACAACGCGAGUGGGAAGGACCCCACGAGUGUGUAACACAAAUGAACGUGCUGACAGCUUGUAUUUCAUAUUUAUACAUAAAGGACUUGAGGAGAGAAAAUCGAUUUAAUAUGUCUUUUUUAGGGGAAAAAAAAGCACACUUGUAGAAAAUCAUCUCUGAACGCCAUGUUCUAACCAUAUCUUCGCGGCGUGUACACGAAAUUUAAGACUUUUGUAUUUGUUAACUUCUGACAGAGAAUGUCAUUUUUGGCUUGGAAGUUAGUUUUUACGUUUGCAUACAAAUUUUACGACUUUGAUGCCUCUUUCUUUCUAGUUUUAGAACUUUUUCUGCUGACUCGCCUGGUCCAGUCUUAGGAAGCUUAGCAUGAGGUAAGCUCUUUAACCCCAUUCUGAGAACCGCUGACUGAGAGAGCAAAGUGACAUCUCGCCUUAGAGAAGAGAUCAAACCAAGUAUUUAUCCUUAUAAACCAUCUCCAGGGCCUAUAAAGUCAUCUAAGCGUGAAAUUCUCAUGCCAGCCUUCAGAGCCCUGGAAAAACACUCUCUUUGCCUCCUUGUUUAUUUUCUUCUAAUACUGUACCUUUAAUUUUGUAUCAUUUUUCUUUUCACAAAAUGUUCUUAUGAUGUAGUGUCCCUACAUUCACCUCAACACUAGUUCCAAGUGUGAUAAUACCUUUUGAAAGUAUAUGAAUUCCUCAGAAAUGAAUACAAAAUGGAAAUAGCAGUCUUUAAUUUUCACCUUUCAGCUACAUUUUCCCCUACCAAGUUGGUGGUAUUUUAAAACCACAGCCAGCAAUAUAUAUCCUUUCUCUCAAGCUCAGAAAAAUUAUGUAGUCACCUGCUAAUACCCAGCAAGCAAUUAAGUCUGCAUUAUGAGAAUAGAGUAGUUUUUUCCCAUUUUAUGUCUAGUUCAUGGUAUUAUAAAGGAAAGAUCUCUAUGCGUCAGUGGAUUUUAAUUUCUUUAGAAUCAUUAUGCUGUUAAGAGUAUGCCAGCAAACGUUUCUAGAGCUAUUUAAUAUACCUUCUGCUAUUUAAUAUACCAAAUGCUUUUCAGAGAAAUGCAAUUUAAAUACUGUGCUUAACAUAUUUUACUAAGAAACAAAAAUAUUGGAUUAUUGUUCUAUAAUGUCAUUGUGUGUUGUUGUUUUCUAUCUAUACAAUAUAUAACCCUAUAUUAACGGAGACUGUUGCUACCCUGGAGAGAGCACGGCCUCUUCGGAGCCCAGAGCCAUCAGGCUGCCCAGUCUUGAUGCACCAGACUCUCUGGCCUGGAAGUCCCUACGUUCCUUGGCCUUGGGUUUCUAUUGGUAAUGUAGGGACAGUAAAUACUCACCUACCUCGGGAAGAUGUUGUCACGGUAGGAAAUAUUUAUAAUUUAUUUUGAAAUCAAAAGAACCUAUAUAAAUGCAAAAUAUUGUGAUGUAGAAUCUUUUUCUUGAAAUGAUUUUGUGGUAUCCUGAUAGACUCAAUACCAGGCUCUCCCAGAGAACCUCCACGGAGAAACAAAUCCACAGCUUCCAGUUGCAAAUGGGGAGCAACACAGCAUUGCCAAAACCCUGCUAGAGACCAGGAUGGUCAUCGUUUUGUCGGGUCACUUGGGCAUAAAGAACACCAAGACAAAACUAGCCAUUGUGCUAGGGAUUAUCUUUAGGACCAGUAUGUGCAUGUAUUUUCAGAGCAAAGAAAAGCAAUCUCAAUGGUUUCUAAUAUGCUAGAAUGAGUGAAGAAGGAACCUAUGAAUAUUAUCCAGUGGGUUUGCUUGAUGUACAAUGGCUAUUGUUGGUCAUCCAGCCAUCACAUAACUUCCUUUCUUGUUGUUUCCAAGUAUUGCUUUACUGGGUAUUUAACAGGCAGUGAAGAGCUGGAAGAGAGCUGUAUUUUAAGGGCAGCAUGUUUUUAUGAAUGACUGGGGGAUUCUUAAUGAAACUCCCCAUCAAUAAUGGCCAGCCGAUAGGGCCGGCCGAGUGUCUCAGUUGGUUAAGAGCUCGCUCAAGAGUUUGAGCUCUGAGCAACAGCGGUUCAAUG